AUGAGUACAGAGAGAAGAGAAGAGAAGACUGGUCUCACCUUCUCGUUGUAUUCCUCCUCGCCGUUGUACCUCAUGAUCUCUGGCGCCAUGAAGCCUUCGGUGCCCCCGAAGCCCUUGGUGCCCGACGGCGGCGCCAGCCUGCUGAUGCCUGAUGAGAGAAGUCUUCAAAAGUCGCCGAGUUUGACGUGGACGGGCACCGGGGCGGGCGCGCGCUCCGCCGCCGAGGCCUCCUGCGGCCGCGGCAGCUGCCACACCAGCACGUUCUCCGACUGCGGCGGGAGACGAGGAUCAGGGCGGUACACACAAGGAUCUGGAUGUGGCAAAAGCAGCAAGCCGUUUCCGCUGCACAGAGAACUGGCUCAAGAGUCAAUCGUGGGCAGAAUCUUU
Messenger RNA from Iphiclides podalirius (scarce swallowtail), 387 nucleotides. The record is from the annotation of a GenBank genome assembly. NCBI's taxonomy places the organism in Eukaryota, Metazoa, Arthropoda, Insecta, Lepidoptera, Papilionidae.